Messenger RNA from Hyphopichia burtonii NRRL Y-1933, 2571 nucleotides. It is a transcript of the gene ECM22, whose product is annotated as Ecm22p. The transcript has a single exon. Gene Ontology annotation, molecular function: DNA-binding transcription factor activity, RNA polymerase II-specific; zinc ion binding. The record is from RefSeq and is a predicted model, not a curated record. The coding region runs from base 1 to 2571 and encodes 856 amino acids. Gene Ontology annotation, biological process: regulation of transcription by RNA polymerase II. NCBI's taxonomy places the organism in Eukaryota, Fungi, Ascomycota, Pichiomycetes, Serinales, Debaryomycetaceae.
AUGGAUGAUGAUUUUAACAAUCUUCAACAUUCAAUUAGUGCUUUGAAGAAAGAAAAAGGUCCUCGUCGUCGUAAACAUAAAAAUUCCAAAAAUGGUUGUCCAAAUUGCAAAAGACGUCGAGUGAAAUGUUCAGAAGAUUUGCCAUCUUGCUUAAAUUGCAUCAAACAUAAAACACGGUGUGGUUAUUUGGACUAUAAUGAAGAUCAAAUUCUUGAAUUGAAAAAAUCAAAAGAUUCUGAUCAAGAUUUAUCAACUUUAAAACCUAUAAAAGACUUAUCUUUAAAUAAUGAUGAUAACAAUGACUCAAAUCGUAAAAAAUCUCCUUCUUCAAAUGAAAAUUCCCCUUAUUAUGAUGAUUCUCCCCAACCAAAAUCAAAAUCUUCCAGGUCAUCUCAAUUAACUUCCCAGUCACAGCUUCCUUCCCAGUCGCGUCCCCAGUCUCAACCAUCUCAGUCUCCUUUACAUUCCCAUCUAACUCCUCAAUUACCGAAUUCUGGUGUUAAUGACGUACUCAACUUUCAUAGCUCAAUCACUCAAGAUUAUCAUAAUUUAUUACCAACAAAUACCGACGGUCAAAUUAUUUAUCCAAUUUACUCAAUCAAUAAUAAUGACUCAAAUAAUCAUAUUAUGAAUGAAAAUUCAAAUAAUUCACAUAAUUCUAAUGAUUCUAAUAAUUCUAAUAAUUUCCAUCAAGCGCGUGAUGUCUUUGGCUGGGAUCAUGAACAUCAUCAAAAUCAACUUAUAAAUCAACGUGUAAAUUCCCCUCAAAUAAACUCUAUACACCACCCAGGAGAUUUACCGGAUCAUUCUGUGAAUGAUGCAUUAGACUAUGAUAUAGAUCAUCCUUCAUCUGGUAAUGAAGGUUUCCAUCAACAAUAUAAUAACCAAACUGAAGAUCAUAUAAAUUUAAAUCAAUCAAAAUCAAACUCAAUCUCAAAACUUAAUUUAAAAGGCUUACCAAAUUGUAUCAAUCAAGAAACUUCUUUCCCAUUAUUUAAAAAAUAUAAUAUUGAUUGGGGUAUCGAAUUAUUAAAUUUAUUAUCAAAAUUAACUUCUAAAAUUCAAAUGGGAUCUGCCGGUUUACCACAAAUUAGAGAAUUAUAUAGUUAUUGGUUAAAUUCAUUUAUUUAUAAAUCAUAUUUUUCAAAAGUUAUGUUUAGUUGUCUUAUUAAUUUAACCACUAAUUAUCUUAUAUCAAAUGUUUUAAAUAUAAAAUCAAGUUUAAAAUCAAAUUUUGGUGAUUUCGUUGAUAAUACAAGAAUGAAAAAUAUUUUAAUUGUUAGAUCAAUUAAACACUAUGCUACCGUUAUUAAAGGUAUGAGAAAUUUAUUAAAUAAUAAUGAAGAUCCUGAAUUAUGUGCUCAAGUUAGUUAUAUUUUAUCUUUAAUGUCAAUUUAUGAUCCCGAAGCUACUUUAGAAUCAACAAAUUGUUUUAGAGAUGGUUUAUUCGGUAUUUUAUCCUAUACUAUUAAUCAUGCAAUUAAAAAUCAAGUUAAUCCUCCAACUUUAAUUCCAAUUCAUUUACAUUUAAUGACAAAUGUUAGUAGAUCAAUUUAUUUACCUGGUUAUAAUCCCCAAUUUUUAAAUGAAUUUCAAUCAAUGUUAAUAAGUUUUGGUAAUAUAAUUAAAAUGAUUAAUUUACAAGUUGAAAGUUCAAAUAAUAAAAAUCAAACUUUAAAAAUUUUAGAACCAAUGUAUAAUGAUUUAAUGUCAUUUGUUAAUGAUUCAAUUAAUGAUUAUUUACCUAAAUUAACUAAUAAUUUAAAAGAUAUUGAUAUACAACAACAAACAUUAUUCAAAAUGGCCCAUAGAUGGGUUAGAUUACAAAAUUCAAGAUUAACCACUAUUAAUUCAAAAUACGAUCCUUUGGAAAAAAUUUUAUAUUUAUUUUAUAAAGUUUUCAAAAAAUCAGUUUUUGCAGUUGCUCCUCAAGUUAAAUAUUUUUUCUUGAGAGAUUUUGAUAGUCCUUUAAUGCUAGAUGUAUUCCCAAUUUAUCAUGACAUUAAUAUUUAUGAAAAUGAACUUGAUCAUCCGUUAACUUUAUGUUUACCAACUCCGAUUUAUGAAUCAAUUAAAGUUCAAUUGAAAAUCUUAUCUAGUUAUCUACUUCGACUCAUGACUUUUUUCACUUUCAGAUUGAAAAUGUUAUAUAGAACAAUUGUUUAUGAAAAAACUGCUAAAGAUUUAUAUCCAAUUGAUAAUAUUAAAGAAUGGAGAAGUUCGAUUCAAGAUAUCGAUGCAAUAAGAAAAGAUUUCAAUUUUAAAAUUGGUAUUGUGGAAACUCAAUUAACUUCUUUUAGUGAUUGUUUAAUCAAAUCAGAAAAUUACCCAAGAGUUAUUGAUGGGGAUCGUAAUAUGGUUGAACAAGAAUCUCCCUUCAUUAAAAAUGAAAAUUUAUUAGAGCACAUCAGUUCUCAGUCAAGUUCAAGAUCCCAUUCUCAAUCUCGAACUCCUUCUGUAACCGAUUCUGAAAGAUCAGAACGGUCUUUAGAAGAUGAUUACGUUGAUUUACUAACUUUGACUUCAUACGGUUUACUUGCGAAAGAUGCAAAACCAAAAUUAAGAUUAUAA